Moneuplotes crassus is the source of this 582-nucleotide messenger RNA. The record is from the annotation of a GenBank genome assembly. NCBI's taxonomy places the organism in Eukaryota, Ciliophora, Spirotrichea, Euplotida, Euplotidae.
AUGAAAAAAUUCACUCAGAGGGAUAAAAUCAGCUCACUCUUCGAUAAAGCAAAGUGCUCUUCAGCUACUCCCUUCGAGUUCGAGCAGUCUCAAAAAGCUUCCAGCAAUAGCCAAGGCUAUAGCUCAAUUCAAUCAAAAACUGAUGAAGAGCAAAAGGAGGUCAAAUUUUCAAUCUCAAAAUAAUUCGAAAUCAAAACAAAAAUCGCUCAAGAUGAGUGAGUUCACCAUAGAAUCUGACUUAAUCACAUCUGAAGAGGAAGUAAUUCUACAGGCCCAGAGGGCCUGUUCUACUAGCUCUAAAGAUAGCAUUCACACUUCAGAAUCAUGAGGUGACGGAAGCUAUAACUCUAGCAGUAUUAGCGGUUCCCCUCAAAGCAAAUAUAAUAGCUCAAGCAGUUAUACAGAAAAUUCUUCAAAAUAUCGCAGUACUUCCAGUGAAUAUCAAAGCUCAAGCUAUACCAGUGAUGGAGGUAUGACUGUGGACGAGUUAAUGCACAUAAGAAUUAGGAGAAGAUAGCUGCUCCAUCUCCUCCUUAUCUAUUUGAACAGAAUGAAUAAGAAGGACUACCUUGUAGAAUCUAA